CUGUGUAUAGGCUGGCUGCAUUAGUGAGGAUGAACUAGGACUGCCCCAGCCAGGGCCUAAUGGUGGACAGGUUUCUUAGUAGUAACCUCUCCAUAAAGAAAACCCAAUUCUGGAGUCUUCAUAAAUCAUAGAUGCUCUGGAGGCAAAACACUGGCCCUGGUGCCUAGAAACCACUGGCUUUGCGAUGCUGCCUCUGGAAACCUAUGUCCACUCAUCCUUCUCUCCAUCUAGGGGGUGGACCUGAUCCUGUUUGUGGUCCCAGGUGGCAUGGACCAAGACCUGGUGGAGCUGGUGCAUUGUGUGCCUUAAUCCUGCGUGGUGAUGGUAUCUCAGCCUCAGCAGGUGUUACCGAAGUGAUAUUUACCACUGUCUUCCAUGUGAAGAGUUUUGGAGCACUGGAGAGUGGGAGAACUCCAAGAGCGAUGUUCCCAAGUCUUAGAGUCUCAGGAGCAAGGUUUCCUUAUGAGGAUCCAGAUCUCUGAAACCAAUAACAUACAUGGCAUUGGGUUAGGAUAGCAGCAUCUUUAUCACCUAAUGGCUGCUGGAAGUCGACUUCUCUGUGUGGUGCUGAUAGAGUACCUAGAAAAACAGCAACCCAUGGAUACUUCAGAGUGAAGAGGAGAAGAGAGAAGGUUCCCAGGGGCUCACCAGGGCUGAGUCCAUGUAGUGACACUUCCACAUCCCACCUCCCCAAACCCUCUACCAUCAGAGAAGGCUGGGCCCAGAUAUUCACUAUUAAGUGUCCAGGAAGGAUCUUUCUUACAUAAAGGUGCUUCUGAGGACUUCCAGAGUUACAGUAGAGGAGGAAUCGGGGCAGGAAUUGGGGCUGGACAGGUCUACUCCCAAGGAUUUCCACUUUUACCACAUGGACCUACAUGACUCUGAAGACAGACUGCAGCUCUUUCCAGAAGAGAAUACUAGGAUGAGGAAAGAAGUAGUCCAAGCUGAAAUGGCCAAUGAGUCAAGAGGAGCAGGGGAUGGUAAGGCUCAAAGAGACCUUCAAGAGGGAGUGGAUGAACUUGUCCACUUAUAUGGACUUGAAGAUGAUCAUGAAUUAGGGGAUGAGUUUGCUGACGAAAACAUGCCCAGAACAGGGGUUUCAGAAUAUCCUCCUUAUGUGAUGAAGAGGAGAGACCCAGCCAGGGAACAGAGAGACUGGAGACUUAGUGGAGAGACAGCGGAGGCCGAGGACCUGGGCUUCGGAGGGUGGGGCUCGGCAGGCCAGUGCCAGGACUUGCGGGAAGCCUAUAGGUACACACACGGCCGUGCCAGCGAGGAGUAUGAAUGCUAUGUCAUCCCCGAGGAAGAGGAUGAAGAAGAAGCUGCUGAUGUCUUCUGUGUCACUUGUAAGACUCCAAUAAGAGCUUUUCAGAAGGUUUUUGAUGAACAUAAGGAGCAUGAAGUGAUCCCACUCAAUGAAGCACUGGAAAGUGCCAAGGAUGAAAUUCACAAAAACAUGUACAAAUUGGAAAAGCAGAUAAUCGAGAUGGAAAACUUUGCAAAUCACUUGGAGGAGGUUUUCAUCACUGUGGAGGAGAAUUUUGGAAAACAAGAACAAAACUUUGAGUCACAUUACAAUGAGAUCUUGGAAACACUUGCUCAAAAAUAUGAGGAAAAAAUACAAGCUCUAGGGGAGAAAAAGAAAGAGAAGCUGGAAGCCUUAUAUGGACAACUGGUCAGCUGUGGAGAAAACCUAGAUACCUGCAAAGAACUGAUGGAAACAAUAGAAGAGAUGUGUCACGAGGAGAAGGUGGAUUUCAUAAAGGAUGCAAUGGCUAUGGCUGACAGACUCGGGAAAUUCCUGAAAGCAAAAACAGACGUGGAAAUCUCUGCACAGCCUGAGUUUGAAGACCAGACCUUGGAUUUCUCUGAUGUGGAGCAGCUGAUGGGCUCCAUUAACACCAUUCCAGCUCCUUCUGCUCCAGUCAUAAAUCCGCAGGCUCCUAACUCAGCCACAGGUUCCUCAGUCCGAGUGUGCUGGAGCUUAUACUCGGAUGACACCGUGGAGAGCUAUCAGCUGUCCUACCGGCCAGUGCAGGACAGCUCACCUGGGAAGGACCAAGCAGAAUUUACAGUGACCGUCAAAGAAACAUAUUGCUCAGUGACAAACCUUGUGCCAAAUACCCAGUAUGAAUUUUGGGUCACAGCUCACAACAGGGCUGGCCCCAGUCCCUCUAGCGAGCAUGCAGUGUACAUGACAGCACCUUCUCCCCCGAUUAUAAAAACAAAAGAGAUAAGGAGCUGUGAAGAGGCUGUGCUGAUUUGCUGGGAGUCUGGGAACCUGAAUCCUGUGGACUCGUACACUGUGGAGCUGACCCAGGCUGAAAGUCCAGAGGCCUCAGAUGUAACUGAGUCUGUUGUAGGCAUCCCGACCUGCGAGUCCCUGGUGCAGCUGCAGCCGGGGCGGAGCUACAUUAUCUAUGUGCGAGCCCUCAACACGGGGGGCCCCAGCGUGAGGAGCGAGCCAGCUGCAGUCCACACCAUAGGAAGCUACUUUCGCCUAAACAAGGACACCUGCCAUCCCUGGCUGAUCAUUUCUGAAGAUGGACUUACGGUCGUACGAAGUGAAAGGAGAAUCCCCGCCAGGGAGCUGUCAUCCAGCGACACCCGCUUCACCAGGUGUGUUGCUGUCAUGGGAAAUCUAAUUCCAGUCCGAGGGCACCAUUACUGGGAGGUGGAGGUAGAUGAGCAUUUGGACUAUACAGUUGGUGUGGCCUUUGAAGAUGUCACUAAACAGGAGGAUCUGGGAGCAAACUGCCUCUCCUGGUGCAUGAGGCACACAUUUGCAUCAUCAAGGCAUAAGUAUGAAUUUCUGCACAACAGAACAACUCCAGAUAUAAGAAUAACAGUUCCUCCAAAGAAGAUCGGCAUUCUAUUAGACUAUGAAAAUUCAAAGUUGUCAUUUUUCAAUGUGGACCUUUCUCAGCAUCUAUACACAUUUAGUUGUCAGCUUCACGAAUUUGUGCAUCCCUGUUUUUCUUUGGAAAACCCUGGGUGUCUAAAGGUACAUAAUGGCAUUUCAAUGCCAAAACAUGUCACUUUCUAUUAGAACAUUCUGAUGUCCAGUUUCCUGUCUUCCAUGCCUACCCCUCUCGCAGCCACUCACGCCUUAGCUGGCUGCACCAUGUGCCCAGCACAAUUUAUGGCUGAUGUUAUUAUCUGGCAGAAUGGUGUGCUGGCGCUCAUUUCACCCAACCUGGAUUCUAGUCCUGUGUGCUGCUAAGAUAGUCAUUACCAGGCCCAGCUGUAAAAUAAAGGCUCAGACUAAAUGAACUCAAAAGUCUUUAAAGUUGUCAAACUGUAGUUGUGUAUAUGCAAAAUAUGAGUUUCCAAGACCUAGAGAGCUUGGAAUACGAGGAGGGUAGUCUUAAUGGCUCCAGCAACCCCAGUACACUCAUUCAUUUCAUGAGUCAGCCAAGAAUACACUUGAGAAGGCAAGAGGCUGUCUGUAGAAAACCAGGGAAGCUGUGUGCCCUUCUCAACGUCUUCUACCCUCAUUUUCCCAAUAGUGAGCAGCAUUAUGGUGAGGUCCCUUCCACUAUGUACUCUUUAUAACACCCUGUUCCACUCCUACACAGUAUGCACCACUCUCUAAUUUUGAAAUUACCUCUAUAAUGCCCAAUUCCACGAAGGCAGGGACAGUGCCUGUUUUGUUAAUUGCUAGAUUCCCAAGGGCUAACACAUAACAGCUGUUACCAAGUAUUUGUUGAAUAAAUGAGUAUCUUCUUCAGCCA
Messenger RNA from Piliocolobus tephrosceles (Ugandan red Colobus), 3734 nucleotides. RefSeq names its product fibronectin type III and SPRY domain containing 2 (gene FSD2). The transcript has 13 exons. NCBI's taxonomy places the organism in Eukaryota, Metazoa, Chordata, Mammalia, Primates, Cercopithecidae. The record is from RefSeq and is a predicted model, not a curated record. The coding region runs from base 866 to 3049 and encodes 727 amino acids. Gene Ontology annotation, molecular function: protein binding.